This is a messenger RNA of Dictyostelium purpureum, 1836 nucleotides long. RefSeq lists its product as uncharacterized. The record is from RefSeq and is a predicted model, not a curated record. Gene Ontology annotation, biological process: protein phosphorylation. Gene Ontology annotation, molecular function: protein kinase activity; ATP binding. The coding region runs from base 1 to 1836 and encodes 611 amino acids. NCBI's taxonomy places the organism in Eukaryota, Evosea, Eumycetozoa, Dictyosteliales, Dictyosteliaceae. The transcript is spliced from 4 exons.
AUGUUGGGUGACAACAGUAAAUUGGGGGAUGAUUUACAAAACAAUACUGUAACAGUUUAUAUGAGCGGAGGUCCAACUGUGUGUGCAAAUUGUUCUGGUGCUUCAAACAAUCACAACUACGAAUAUGUUGACCAAUAUGCUUGUAAAUCUCAACCAGAAUGGAACGGAGGGUACAUUAGUUUUCAAGAUCCAACUCCAAAUAGUGAGUUGGUAGUAGUUAAAAAGAUUAGAAUAGAAUUUACAUCUCUUUAUCAAUAUGAGGCACCAGGUGGUACAGUUUUAAUUAUUAUCAUCAAUGAUGCCGAUACUAUCGAUGUUUUUGAAGUAGCUGUAAAUUCAACCUCAUUUGGAUGUCCAAAUUGUCAACUUGAUAAUGUUCCAGAAAUCCAACCAACAUCAUUCAUUAAUGGUGUACCCUCAUAUAAGUAUCAACAAGAAAAUAGUUUGUUUUUUAAUUUUGUUAAUCCAAAUAUAUCAACUUGUGUUGGUAAAAUUUCAAUUACAAUAUUUUAUGGUGCAGUAGGUUAUAAGGUUUCACAAGUUUCUCCAUUCCUUGGUCCAUCAACUGGUGGUACAAGUGUUACUAUUGUAGGCACCAAGUUUUAUAAUAGCAAUUCAAUUUUAUGCAAAUUUGGUAGUCAAACUACAAUUGGAUCAUUUGUUAACGAAACUGCUAUUACUUGUUUAACACCACCCAUCAACUCUACCAAUCCAAAAGAUUUCAAUGUUACUGUUCAAAUUUCCGAGGAUGGAGGAUCAAGCUAUUGUGCACCAUUAGCAAAUAUCACAUUUACUUAUACUUUAGAACCAUUACCAAUUAUUCAUCCACCAAUUGACUAUCAAAAAUUAAUUUGGAUUAUUAUUGGUGUCAGUAUUGCUGUUUUAAUUGUAAUCGCUAUAGGUAUAUUCUUUAUUGUUAGGUUAAGAAAUAAAAAUAGAAAGUUAAAUGGUAGUAGACAUAAGUUACCAAUUGGUGGUAAUGACGAUGAAAGAUCACCAUUAUUGAAAACAGAUUAUAAAACAUUAUUCGAAAUUAAACCAAUUGAUAUUUCAGAAAUUUUAGUUCAAAAUAGAAUUGGUAGAGGAAGUUGCGCCGAGGUAUAUACAGGCACAUGGAGAGGUAUCACCGUUGCAAUUAAAAAGGCUAAACUAUUAAACGAAGAUGAUCAAGACUUUUUAAAUGAAUUAGCUCAGGAGGCCACUAUUAUGAGUCAACUUAGACAUCCAAAUAUUUGUCAAUUUUUAGGUACCUGUAAUAACCCACCAGAAAUUUUAAUCGUUAUGGAAUAUAUGCCAUUAGGUAGUCUUUAUAGGAUUUUACAUGACCCUACAGUUCAAUUAGAUUGGCCAAGAAUGAAAUCAAUGGCAUUAGACAUCGCUAAAGGCAUGAACUACUUGCAUUGUUGCGAUCCAAUUGUUAUUCAUAGAGAUUUAAAAUCACAUAAUUUAUUAGUAGACGAACAUUUUAGAGUUAAAAUUUCAGAUUUUGGACUUAGUACUAGAUUUAAAAAGCAUCUUGAUAAAAAAACAGCAAUGACACCUGUAGGUACUCCAUGUUGGACAGCACCAGAGGUGUUAAGAAAUGAUGCCUAUACAGAAAAAGCUGAUGUAUUCUCAUUUGCUAUUGUUCUUUGGGAAAUAGUUACAAGAGAGGAUCCAUAUCAAGGUAUGCCAACAUUCCAAAUUGUCAUUUCUGUAGGUCAACAUAAAUUAAGACCAAUUGUACCACCACAAGUUUCUGCACCUUUCACUAGAUUAAUAACUGAAUGUUGGUCUGAAGAUCCACAACAAAGACCUUCAUUCCAAGAGAUUGUUAAAAGAUUAGAAGCAAUGUAA